CGACAGUCCAGACUCCAGUUUGGAUUUUAUAAGGGCUCGGUUCCGUCGCACCACCGCCGGUAGCUGCUGCUUAUAAACGCCGUCGUUAACGUCUUGUUAUUUUUGCGUCGUCGAACUAUUAAUUAUUAUUUAUUCACGUCCGCGUAAUCGUGCCGUCGAUAUUUAUUUAUUUAUUUAUUUAUUUAUUUAUUCAUCAAUUCAAAUAUAUCAUAUUUUUAAUAAGUAAAAAAAAACCGUGCAUUCCACGAAAUCAUCUAAUCAAACGUAAUAAUAAUAUAAUUAUUAGAGAACCGUUUCUAAUCGAUAACAUUAAUGGUGACUGUUUCCUACGGCGUUGAAUUCAACAAAACCGAGCGAUGCUAGUGCGGUUAUGGUUGGUGGUAUUAAUGGCCGAGUUGUUAACGGUGGUCGCCUUCAAACCGCUGGAGGCUAAUUUAACACGCGAUGGACCCUCAUCGAAACCAAUGAAUGUUGUACCUCACGAUUUUGAUCACAUUGUGCCAGUAACUAAAUCUCGAACAAAGUUUCACAUUUUGAUACCCCAAGACUCCGACCGGAAUCUGUCCGUGACCGUCACGCCGUCGUGCAACUCCAUGCUCAACUGGGACUUGAAAUUUAUACCUCUAACCAGAUUUAACCAAACAGUCGUCAUAUUAUGGAACAAUAAUAAAUCCAGUGAUAUAGGAAGGUUACUCAUAGAAUAUACGGGUGUAUCCAUACCCGUCACUUAUGAACACGGCAGGGCGAAUAGAGGUCUCUACGUAAUAUCAGCCCAGACAGCAACAGGUGACGAUUCAAAGGCUAUGUUUCAUGUUGGGCUCAAACAAAAAUCACAGAAUAAGCAAUUCGGUUUCCGUCCAAAUGGAAUAAAAAUCAAAAAAGGUGGUCAAAAAAUUUAUUUAAGAUGGAAUCUAAGCCAUAUAGAUCAUCAUUUAAUGAAGUACAGUCUUGUGAUCAGUUCAUCAAAAAUAUACUCGACGAUUUGUGAAGCUGAACAUCGUUUGGGAGAAAAACUAAAAACGAAUUUGACGUAUUAUGAGGAUGAUUUACGACCUGACGACAGAUUAGAGAUACAUCAUCUGGAACAUUCUACAAGCUAUACAAUGACUGAUUUAAUUUAUGAUGAAACGUACUAUUUCACUGUAUUUGUGUUCCAUGAUUCUCAUAUAGCCACACACCACGCCAACGCCACAUAUAAAUUUCAGAAGUCCAAACCCAUUGGACUAAAAGAUGCAAGGCCCAGAAUGAUCAACCUGAGGGCUCAAAAUGGAAAAGCAUCCUUCAGGUACAAGGUGGGAAAUAAUAGGCAGUUGGAAAAAGAUGUCCCUCCCAACACAUUAUAUUGGUACGUCAUGCCAUGCGAUGGAGUGGUAUACGUGGAAAUCCGUUGUCGAAAAAAGUUAUUAAUAAGCAAAAGAGUUUUUGGUUACGAGAAAUUCAUUAUAAACAACACUAUGAGUGGAGAAAGAUACGUGUUAAAAGUAGAAUCCGUAUCUGUUGACGAGACUCAACGCAUCAGAUCAAUUGAGGUAAUGGCCACCGUACGACCAACAAUGAUUCCAAUGCCAGACAUGCCAAACGAUCUAAGGAUCCAACAAUAUGUCGGACCAGAUGAUUGUAAAUCAGUGAAGAUCGGUUGGUUGUCAGCGAACUCAUUGACCGAUUUAAAAUAUUGCGUGUACGUACAGGAGAAUAAUAACAGCUUGGAUAGUGUAGAUUUUUCAGUUAAGCCAGAUCAAUGCAAAGUUCGGUACGGCAAAAGCAGGAGAAGCGAUGUUUCUAAUAAUUAUCGAACCAAAACUCGAUGUUACAUCGGCGAAAAAGGGAUAGUUUUAGUGGAAAAGAUACUUAAACUUAAACCGUCGACAACCUACACCAUUCAAGUGACAGUUACUAAACCAAGAGGAAGAACGUUAUCGUACGAUUUCCUAAAAUUGGACACAAACUCAUGUGGGCUUAACUAAAAGACUAUUUGUAUCACUUUUGCUGGAAAUCAACAAAAGCCAUCCAUCCAUCAUCAUUGACAAAAAUGUCACCGAUCGGUCGCAUUCGUUUCGUCAUCUUCUUCAUCCUGUAAAUUAUAAUCCUUCAUAGUAUUAUUACGUUUAAAUACUUUAUAUCGUAACUAUUUUGUAGAUUUUAUUAUUGUUACUAUUAAUUUUUAUUAUCUAUAUUUAUUGAAAAUAAAAUCGACUUCCAAGGAGUAUAGUGGUACUGUGACGUUAAAAAAUAAUAAUAAUGUAAAACUCAAAGGAAUGUGGAACGCCCCAUUAAGAAAACAUCUGGCGUAUUCGAAACGUCGACAGCUAGUUGGUACACACAGAAAAGUGAUUAAACAGGUACAAUUCGUUUAAAAAAUACCGAAAUAAAAAUAAAUUGAGUAGUUUAAGGGAGGUAAUAUAUAUAUAAAUAUAUUUGUAUACAUAUAUAAUAUAUAUAGUAUAUACAUAUUAAAACAUAAUAUACCAAUAAAGCGUUGAUGAGUUGGAAAAAGAAAACAUUAACAAUAGGUACCUUAAAGCAUAUUAUUAGGUACCAUGCUGAUAGGGUAAUCAUGUCAGAAAAUAUAUGCUUAAGGAAUUCGAGUCCAUUAAAUUUGGGGUACUGUUGCUACGUAGGGAACACUACACACAUUAUAUUAAGGGUUAGUGAACCCGAAGCGAGUGGUGAAGAAUAACCUUCGGUUAAUUUAAUGAGUUCCAGACUUUUUUCCCAGUUUUACAAGGGUUGGUUAUAAUAACAUCGACGGACUCACCUUUCAAUGGAACAGUUUAUAAUAUAGAAUAAAUCCCACAUGCAUUGUACCUUGUAUUCUUUUGUUAACAAUAUAUUAAACUGUACGCAUCUCAAAUUAUUUAUAAUUUGGUCAUUAUUAUAUAGUAUAUUUUAAUGUUUGGCAGUUACAUUUUCUUUCCUGUUAAAAUAAUAUCAUAUACAAUAUUAUCUAAUAAAUAAUUUCGACUAAAUUAUGGUUGUUAUAAGCACAUUUUUUUUAAUAUAAAACUAUACA
Messenger RNA from Myzus persicae (green peach aphid), 3010 nucleotides. Its product is annotated as protein NDNF-like. The record is from RefSeq and is a predicted model, not a curated record. The transcript has 9 exons. NCBI's taxonomy places the organism in Eukaryota, Metazoa, Arthropoda, Insecta, Hemiptera, Aphididae. The coding region runs from base 357 to 1964 and encodes 535 amino acids.